Suricata suricatta (meerkat) is the source of this 3597-nucleotide messenger RNA. It is a transcript of the gene SNX9, whose product is annotated as sorting nexin 9. Gene Ontology annotation, molecular function: protein binding; phosphatidylinositol binding. Gene Ontology annotation, cellular component: plasma membrane; cytoplasmic vesicle. NCBI's taxonomy places the organism in Eukaryota, Metazoa, Chordata, Mammalia, Carnivora, Herpestidae. The transcript has 19 exons. Gene Ontology annotation, biological process: mitotic cell cycle; cleavage furrow formation; intracellular protein transport. The coding region runs from base 16 to 1911 and encodes 631 amino acids. The record is from RefSeq and is a predicted model, not a curated record.
CAUGCUCUCACCCGCAUGCCAGCGAACAAAGGCACGCUUGUCAUACAUCAGGUGAAACUUGUGGUCCAGGCUCGGGUUAUGUAUGAUUUUGCUGCUGAACCUGGAAAUAACGAACUGACGGUUAGUGAAGGAGAAAUCAUCACAAUUACAAAUCCGGAUGUUGGCGGAGGAUGGCUGGAAGGAAGAAACAGCAAAGGAGAACGAGGGCUUGUUCCCACGGACUAUGUCGAAAUUUUGCCCAAUGAUGGGAAGGACCCAUUUUCUUGUGGAAAUUCCGUGGCCGACCAAGCCUUCCUCGAUUCUCUCUCCGCGAGCUCAGCUCAGGCCAACUCGUCAGCCGCCAACAGCAGCCAGGUCAGCAGUGGCAAUGACCCCUGGUCAGCCUGGAGUUCCUCCAAAUCUGGAAACUGGGACAGCACAGAUGGCUGGGGAGCCAAGCCAGAGGGGGCCGCGGCCCAGAGAAGCACUUCCAAUAACUGGGACACUGCCUUCGGUCACCCCCAGGCCUACCAAGGACCAGAAUCCACAGCUGGGGCCUUAAACCAGACGGAAGCCUGCGCCUCGGUCUGCCUUAUACUCCUGCGCUGCGGCUCGGCUCCCGUUCUCUCCCUGGCGUCCGCGGUCCGUGGUCACUCUCGGAAAAUUAAGUCACUGCGUCUGUAUUUUGUUCUUCUCCCGCGGCGAUCUCCGACGUCUGGGGGGAAAGAAGACGGAGACUCAUGGGCAUUUGUCUUCAUGAUUAGAUUUCCUGGCUUUGCAAAACCUGGAAUGGAACAGUAUCUGUUGGCCAAGCAACUAGCAAAACCCAAAGAGAAAAUUCCUAUCAUUGUUGGAGAUUAUGGCCCAAUGUGGGUCUAUCCUACCUCGACGUUUGACUGUGUGGUGGCAGAUCCCAGGAAAGGCUCCAAGAUGUACGGUCUGAAGAGCUACAUCGAGUAUCAGCUCACGCCUACUAACACUAAUCGAUCUGUAAACCACAGGUAUAAGCACUUUGACUGGUUAUAUGAACGUCUCCUGGUUAAGUUUGGGUCAGCCAUUCCAAUCCCCUCUCUUCCGGAUAAACAAGUCACAGGUCGCUUCGAGGAAGAAUUUAUCAAAAUGCGCAUGGAGAGACUGCAGGCGUGGGUGACCAGGAUGUGUCGCCACCCCGUCGUCUCGGAAAGUGAGGUUUUCCAGCAGUUUCUAAACUUCCGAGAUGAAAAGGAAUGGAAGACGGGGAAGAGGAAGGCGGAGAAGGACGAGCUGGUGGGAGUUAUGAUAUUUUCCACCAUGGAACCGGAGGCCCCUGACUUGGACUUACUAGAAAUAGAACAGAAGUGCGACGCUGUCGGUAAAUUCACCAAAGCCAUGGACGACGGCGUGAAGGAGCUGCUGACCGUGGGCCAGGAGCACUGGAAACGGUGCACAGGACCCUUACCCAAGGAGUAUCAGAAGAUAGGAAAGGCCCUGCAGAGCUUAGCCACAGUGUUUAGUUCUAGCGGUUAUCAAGGCGAAACGGAUCUCAAUGCUGCCAUAACAGAGGCAGGAAAGACUUACGAAGAAAUUGCCGGUCUGGUGGCAGAACAGCCCAAGAAAGAUCUCCAUUUCCUCAUGGAAUGUAAUCACGAAUAUAAAGGUUUCCUUGGCUGCUUCCCUGAUAUUAUUGGCGCUCACAAGGCAGCGAUAGAAAAAGUGAAGGAAAGUGAUAAACUGGUGGCAACUAGUAAAAUCACCCCACAGGACAAACAGAACAUGGUGAAGCGAGUCGGUACCAUGUCGUACGCGUUGCAAGCUGAGAUGAAUCACUUCCAUAGCAACCGGAUCUAUGACUACAACAGCGUCAUCCGCUUGUACCUGGAGCAGCAAGUGCAGUUCUACGAAACGAUCGCAGAGAAGCUGAGGCAGGCCCUCGGCCGCUUCCCGGUGAUGUAGGACAGAGCGGCGCUCGCACAGAACCCCGAAGCGCUUCCUUCUGACUUGGGGCGACGCCGUGUGAUUUCCCCGCUGUCAUCAAAAUCGAAAAAGAAGGAGAGAAAACCAAAACGAACCAGAGUUGCAGAAAAACUGCAUCUAUUUUCUUAACCAACCUAAAUGCACCGGUUACUUAGAGAUGGUCUUGUUUUGUUCAUUUCCACGUCCAUUAUUAUUAAAACGAUGGAAAUCGUCUCUAUUUUUGGAAAGUACUUAAAAGUUAUCAGAAUUUUGAACGGAAAAUUAGGGGUUCCCCCCCCACUGAUAUUUUACAUAAAAUUGUAAUUUUUACGUCACCCACGAUCUUCUGGUUCUUACCCAAUGCCAGAUAAUUACUAAUUGCUUUCUUAAAAAUAUGAAAUAUGCCAGAAUAAAGAAAUAUAUAUGUUUGUAUAUUUUUAUAACUCUUUUCAGCCCUUUGGGCUUCCUGUCUAUUUAGGAAAACCUACAUGCCUUUCACUGACAUAUUUAUGACUCUGGCGCUCACGUUUUCAGGAGAGAGGAAGCAAAGAGGGGCUCCUGGGGGGCCGGCCGCGUUUUGUGCAGCUCGGUGGCGGCCCGUGGUCCCAUCAGAGCGCGCGCAGGCUGAUCAGAAACCGAGGAUCGGAUUCACCCGCGCCCACUUCCCUCAGGACCAUUUCGAGUGUCCCCUUCCGUGGGGAGGGCUUGCCCUCCUGGCAGUCCCUCCCUCAGCUUGGUUAGGGCAUGGUUCCUGCCAGAAGGACUGUGUUGACAAAGUUGGCGAUGUUCCUAAAAUGUGCUAACUGCUCCCGGGGCUGGAGCCACCCUGCCGACUCCCGUGCUCAGGGCAGGGACGGGGGCGGAGGGGCGCCCACCUGCUCCCCCAGAACUUUCCCCUUGAGGCUGAGCCGACAGAUCCGGCCCCAGGAGGAACGUGUGUGAGAGCCCGAUUUGCCACUUGAUUUGGACGGCAGCCUAGCAGGCUGGAGGGAUUCUCUGGAAAAAAAUGAAAAACACAGCUUAGUAGACCUCUCCGUCUGCACCAGAUGGAAAAGUCUGGGGACCCGUAAGGGCGACAACCUGAAUAACACAAAGUAAUCCCCGGAGCGUUUAUGUUUAAGGAGUACAGAGUGAAAUCCUCCCUGCCUGCAUCUCUGAACUGCAGACAGAAUUUGUCUGAUCGCUAGGACUCCAGUUAACGGCAUAAAGCAAAACAUAAUCUUUCUAGACUGUCAGCUUUAAACCUGACCGCUCACAGCCACACACUGUCUCCCUCCCACAGACGCACACCCCUCUCCACGGUUGCCUUACUGCGUUAUCUCCACUGCUUUCGUUUUCCCGACCUGAUGAUUCUCGUGUAGAAAAUGGAAAGGUUUGGGCCAGCACAAAAUAAAAUGAAACCAAAAAAAUAAGUAGAAGAGGAAAUCAAAUGAACACGAAUAUGGGAAUUCCUUGUUCUUUAAUAUCACGGGUUUUGUUAAUGUUUUAUAAGUAAUUUUCCCUAUUUGAUUGUUCUUUUAUAAAAUCUCAUAGAACAAUGUUUAUGAUACAGCCAUUUAAUAUAUGUACAAAUUGUAAAGAAUAUGUAUAAAUGUUUUACACAAAUGUAAGAGCAUGUAGAAGCCAACGUAUAAAUAAAUUGUUAAAAACUGUACAGUAAAUUCUGAAAGCACAUUUUCAAAAACA